Perognathus longimembris pacificus (Pacific pocket mouse) is the source of this 904-nucleotide messenger RNA. It is a transcript of the gene Ap1s3, whose product is annotated as adaptor related protein complex 1 subunit sigma 3. Gene Ontology annotation, cellular component: membrane coat; AP-1 adaptor complex; intracellular membrane-bounded organelle. Gene Ontology annotation, biological process: vesicle-mediated transport; intracellular protein transport. The transcript has 5 exons. Gene Ontology annotation, molecular function: clathrin-cargo adaptor activity. NCBI's taxonomy places the organism in Eukaryota, Metazoa, Chordata, Mammalia, Rodentia, Heteromyidae. Bases 257 to 799 code for a protein of 180 amino acids. The record is from RefSeq and is a predicted model, not a curated record.
UCAAUCACACAGACAGGGUUUAAUAUCAACACUCAUCAGAGCAUCAUCUGGCUUUUACUCAGUGGGAGUUAUGUUUUAGGCUUGGGUGUGUGUGAGGUUGAAAUGAAAGAAAACACCACACACAUGUGCUCACAUUUCCACACAUCACACAUACACAUAUAUAUGCACAUGUAUGCACACACACAAUUUCUGUCAUCUGUCUACCUACUUAUCUUUUGGCCAGAUUCCUGGGACUCCUGAAUGAGCUUGCCUCCAUAUGAGAACUGAGAACAAGAGAAUGGGAGAGAGAGAACAAUGUGGUCCAUUUUUCCUCAGUGACACAGAAAAGAGGCUUUGGAUACAUUUCAUCUUGCUGUUCAGUCGACAAGGGAAAUUACGGCUGCAGAAAUGGUACACCACUCUCCCUGACAAAGAGAGGAAAAAAAUCACCCGGGAAAUUGUUCAGAUUGUUCUCUCUCGAGGUCAUCGAACAAGCAGUUUCAUUGACUGGAAGGAGCUGAAACUUGUUUAUAAAAGGUAUGCUAGUUUAUAUUUUUGCUGUGCAGUAGAGAAUCAAGAUAAUGAGCUCUUGACACUAGAGAUUGUACAUCGUUAUGUGGAGUUGCUGGACAAGUACUUUGGAAAUGUCUGUGAGCUGGAUAUCAUCUUUAACUUUGAAAAGGCGUAUUUUAUCCUCGAUGAAUUUAUAAUAGGUGGAGAAAUUCAGGAAACGUCCAAGAAAACAGCUGUCAAGGCCAUUGAAGAGUCGGACAUGUUACAGGAGACAAUGGAAGAAUACAUGAACAAACCUACAUUUUAACUGUCCAUCUAUCUACUUGAAGACGCCAAGUGCUACAAGUUGUGAAUUUUAAAGUACUCAAUGUUUUGUAUCCAGUCCAGAUAGCCUCUGAAACCAUGCCACAAA